Messenger RNA from Thamnophis sirtalis, 946 nucleotides. The record is from RefSeq and is a predicted model, not a curated record. NCBI's taxonomy places the organism in Eukaryota, Metazoa, Chordata, Lepidosauria, Squamata, Natricidae.
GAAGGGGGGAAAAAACCCGAAGCGGGGGGGGGGGAGCGGGAAAGAAAAAGCUCCUGUCAGGAAGGGGCGGACGCGAAGGACGACUCAGAGCCCUUCCCUCGCGUCUCCUCCUCCGGGAAGUUGGAGCCGAAGUUUCGCGGAGCGAGUCGGCCGCGGGAAGUGCGGAGAGGCGACGACCCCCGUCACCUCACCUCACCUGGAAGUGAGGGGUGGGUGGGAUACCUGUAGAAGGGGAGACCCCCAAAGCAGGUCCUAUUUCAUUGUCCGGAGGUAAAGAACUGGAUUCCCAAGCUGAAAGAGACUUGUGUGUGCAUGCAGUCUAAUGAAGUUUUUUACUGGGACGAAGCAUAAAAAUGUUGCCUGUUCAUUUAUUGCAACCCCUCGUCAUUCUUUGAAUGAUUUGAAGACGAGUCUAUAAAACGAGGACAUUGUUUCCCCCAUUUGAAUGUUGCAUAGUAUCAUGCCUAGCAGGAUGGGAUCAAAAAUGAACACGAAGAAAGACUUCGUUAGAGUAAAAACUCAUUAUAAUGGGGACAUCCUCAUCACCAACUUGGGUGCCUCAAUGAACUAUGAUGAACUUUGCGAUGAAGUGAGAGAAAUGUGCAGUUUGUCACAGGAACAGCCAAUUACCCUGAAGUGGAUUGAUAAUGAAGGUGAUCCUUGUACCAUUUCGUCACAGAUGGAACUGGAAGAAGCCUUCCGUUUGUACUGUCGGUACAGAGACGAAGGGCUUAUUAUUCAUGUCUUCCCAAGCAUUCCAGAACAACCCGGCAUGCGGUGUCCUGGUGAAGAUCAAUCAAUCUACCGGCGGGGCGCCAGGAGAUGGAGGAAGCUGUACCGAGUGAAUGGCCAUCUGUUUCAAGCCAAGCGCUUUAACAGAGUGAGUACUGAAGCAGUUGAGGCAGGAGGUUUGAAUCACCCAUCUUUGAAAAGCCAUAAACCAUGA